UGUAACCUUUAAAUCGAAUGAAAAUGAGGCAUCUAAUCGGUCGGGUUUGGAUGCGUAGCCAAAUCCCGUCGCGCCGAUCAUUUGGUGACCAGCGCCUUCUUGCAGCAGCUCGUGCAUCAGCUCAAAUCCACAUUUGACUCAGUCGCCCCUCAGCUCCAUCACCAUGAACUCCCUGAUCCGUAUGACCAAGUCGCGCUCCCUGGCGUCGGCUGUGCGCAAUGUGCACAUUGAGCGCAAGAUCGAGGAGUUGGGCUACACGCUGCCGGCUGUGGCCGAGCCCAAGGGCAACUACCGCACGUCGGUGCGCUCUGGCAACACCAUCUACAUGGCCGGCCACCUGCCGCAGCCCGCUGGUGGUGACCUUAUCCUGGGCAAGGUCGGCAAGGACCUGACGCCCGAGCAGGGCUACGAGGCCGCCCACUACGUGGCACUCAGCCUCAUGGCUACCCUCAAGCAGGAGGUGGGCGACCUUGACAAGAUCAAGCGUGUGGUGAAGCUCGUGGGCUUCGUCAACUGCGUCGACGGCUUCACGCAGCAGCCGGCCGUCAUCAACGGCGCCUCGGACACCAUCGGCAAGGUGUUCGGAGACAAGGGCAUCCACGCCCGCUCGGCUGUCGGCACCAACGCUCUUCCCCUUAACGUGGCUGUCGAAGUCGAGGCCAUCGUCGAGAUUGAGGACUAAGCUCUGCGUAUUAGCGUAGCCUCUUCAAGUGAUUAACUGGCUUACUAUCCACGUUGGUCCUUGUACCCCUCACGGUGAGGCUCACCCUUAUGUAAACGGGAAUGAAAAGGUUUAUUGUACUCGAA
Messenger RNA from Phytophthora nicotianae INRA-310, 807 nucleotides. RefSeq lists its product as hypothetical. The record is from RefSeq and is a predicted model, not a curated record. The transcript has 2 exons. The coding region runs from base 164 to 682 and encodes 172 amino acids. NCBI's taxonomy places the organism in Eukaryota, Oomycota, Peronosporomycetes, Peronosporales, Peronosporaceae.